CGGAAGUGGUCUGUGCACGUGUUGCUCCGCUCUGUGCCAGCAGUAGAGGCUGCUCUCUAGGUCGCCAUGCAGGGAUCGUGCACUGUGUGCUCCGAGGGCUCCCCGAAAUAUCGCUGCCCGAGCUGCAGGGUCCGAUACUGUUCCGUUUCUUGCUGUAAGAAACAUAAAGAAAUCUGUGUUCCUGACUUAACCCCUCCUGGUAAGGAUGACCUUUCACCUGCUUCAAAAGCCCCAGAAUUAUUGCAAGGAAACGUAAGUGAUUUGCUGGAUGGAGAAGAUGAAUCUGACAGAAUCUCUGAAAACAAACUAAAGUUGAUGGGGGAAUCUAAAGAACUGAAGCAAUUACUCCUUAAUCCACAUCUCCGGAGGCUACUUCUAACUCUCGACCAGUCAGAGAAAAGAGAACAGACCUUGAAGGAAUACAUGCAAGAACCACUGUUUGCAGAAUUUGCAGACAGAUGCUUAAGUGUGGUGGAACCCGACGAGAAAGAAAACAGAUUCCCGGAAUGAGAUCUGCAAAACAUUCAUGUAGACAAUCCAGUCAAUAAAACAGCAUUGUCAGACAUGGCCAUUUAGUCUUGGGUUUACCUUCUAUCAAAUCAAACAACUCCUUGCUGUUUGCAUGCAUUUUGAGUAAUAAACAGAGUGCAAGACUUCUGCAAAACAAGUCAUGGAGAAGAGACGAAUGAAAGAACUCAAAACCAAAACUGUAUGCUCUGUUCCUAAAGGUGGAUUACAAUGUUGUACUAUAUCCCAGAUAAGUGGCAGGUUUAUCUGGAUGACUGAAUUAAAUCAGCCAAACAAUGUGUUCUAUGCACAAUAAACAA
Molecule: messenger RNA, 827 nt
Organism: Pelobates fuscus (common spadefoot toad)
Lineage: Eukaryota; Metazoa; Chordata; Amphibia; Anura; Pelobatidae
Gene: ZNHIT3
Product: zinc finger HIT-type containing 3
Exons: 5
Coding region: 67-510 (147 amino acids)
Biological process (GO): maturation of LSU-rRNA from tricistronic rRNA transcript (SSU-rRNA, 5.8S rRNA, LSU-rRNA); box C/D snoRNP assembly; snoRNA localization
Cellular component (GO): nucleus; pre-snoRNP complex
Molecular function (GO): protein binding
Source: RefSeq, a predicted model, not a curated record